AUGUCUCACAAAGCUCCUAGCGCAGGCAUGAAGGUGACCACGGGCGACAGACCCGUUUACCAGGAAGGCCCUGGCAACGUGGCCCAGGAGUCGCUCGCAGCCGAAUCCGCCGCACGGGGCGGAGCAUUUGCGUCCAACUCGGGCAUGGAGCAGGGCCAGAAGCGAUCCCAGCAGUCGUCGUCCGAGUCCCGCGCCGGUACCGGCCAAGGCAGCACCGCCGCCAACAAGACGACCUCGGGGAUCGUCGACAGCCAGCAGACAUCGCGCGGCACCGGUACGCAACAGCCGCAACAGGACCAGCAGCAGCAGCCGCCGCAGGGGUCUUCCGACCCCCGCGGCGGCGGUAACCCAGAGGGCCGCGUCCUCGGCGCGACCACAUUCGAAACAAUGCCCGGCGCAUCCUCAUCGGGCGCGAUCCAAGAACCGCAGGGCCAGGCGGCGCCCAGCUACGUGCCCAACCAGCGCUAUCGGGACCCGGCGGGCCCCCACGGCAAGAACCUGACCGAGGGCGGGUUUGAGGGCAGCGGCACCGAGGGCGGGCCGCUGCCGGAGCCGGGUACUAUGGACGAUCCGACACGGGUGGCGACGCGGGACCUGAAGGCGGCCAUGGGUAGCCAGGGACGGGAUGCCGGACCGAGGCAGAUGGGUGGUGUCGAGGGGGAGGGGAAGAGUUGGUAUACGCCUUUGAAGGGUGAUGAAUCGGCGUGA
This is a messenger RNA of Parathielavia appendiculata, 708 nucleotides long. RefSeq lists its product as uncharacterized. The transcript has 2 exons. Bases 1 to 708 code for a protein of 235 amino acids. NCBI's taxonomy places the organism in Eukaryota, Fungi, Ascomycota, Sordariomycetes, Sordariales, Chaetomiaceae. The record is from RefSeq and is a predicted model, not a curated record.